Molecule: messenger RNA, 1633 nt
Organism: Lotus japonicus
Lineage: Eukaryota; Viridiplantae; Streptophyta; Magnoliopsida; Fabales; Fabaceae
Product: pentatricopeptide repeat-containing protein At4g38150-like
Exons: 3
Coding region: 239-1357 (372 amino acids)
Molecular function (GO): protein binding
Source: RefSeq, a predicted model, not a curated record
AAGGCCCAAGGCCCAAGGCCCAGUAUUCUAUUAACACCGUCUUGUGUAUCUGUGUUAGGGUAUGCAGUGCUGUGAUUUCCCCUUUCAUUUCUUCUUCACACUCACUCACUCACCACUCAGUCUAUUCAGCAAUACAUUUCGUGCGAUUCGGUGGAUUACAGAUUUUGAAUGUGGCUUUGAGUUAACCCUAGAACUAGCAUCAAUUGCAAAUACUAGCUGAGUAUUGAAUUCAAAGCAAAUGGUCCUCAUGCCUGCAUUGCUAAGACGGGUUCAUAAGCCUGUAUCCUCCUCUCAGAUGGAAAGGCUAGUUUCUCUUUUAAAUUCGAAACAACCUGUACGCCAUUUUAGCUUCACUGAUGAUUGCAGUGGUGACAUCAAACAACUUAUGGGAGAAUCUGAUGAUGUUUCUAUUCAUAAGUUAGACCCACAUUUUAGUGAUAGUAGCCGGGAAGGAUCAGAACCAAUUCCAAAUAGGGCUUUGAGAGGUACACAGCCAGUUAAUCCGCAUAGUCGAGAAUACAAUAGAGGUUCUCGUUCCUCUCGUCCGAGAUUCGAUGGCAACCGUGGCAGACCUGAUGACGUGGAGAUGACAAAUAAGUCUUCCCAAACUGAUAUUGGAUUUCAGGGCCGAAAUAUGUCGGACACUAAUAAGGUUGUGAAUAAGUUAGGAGACAGUUUCCUUGAUAAGUUCAAGCUUGGUUUUGAUAAUAAAGCAGGGAAUUCCUCGGAGGUUGCAGCAAGCAACCUAUCUGAAGAGGCUAAGAGCGCAAAUUCCAAUCAACCAGCUAUGCCUGAGGAUGCCGAUGAAAUUUUCAAGAAGAUGAAGGAAACUGGUCUUAUCCCCAAUGCGGUGGCUAUGCUUGAUGGUCUAUGUAAAGAUGGUCUUGUUCAAGAAGCCUUGAAGCUUUUUGGUUUGAUGAGAGAAAAGGGAACCAUUCCAGAGAUUGUCAUUUACACCGCUGUGGUGGAGGGCUACACUAAGGCUCACAAGGCUGAUGAUGCCAAAAGGAUUUUCAGGAAAAUGCAGAGUAAUGGAAUUUCACCCAAUGCUUUCAGUUACACGGUUCUUGUACAAGGACUCUGCAAAUGUAGUAGAUUACAGGAUGCUUUUGAAUUUUGUGUGGAGAUGUUAGAAGCUGGUCAUUCUCCAAAUAUGACAACUUUCGUUGACCUUGUAGAUGGUUUCGUCAAGGAACAAGGGGUUGCAGAAGCAAAGGGUGCUAUCAGAACAUUAAUAGAAAAGGGUUUUGUUGUUAAUGAGAAAGCUGUUAAGGGGUUCUUGGACAUGAAAAAACCAUUUUCACCCUCUGUUUGGGAGGCUAUCUUUGGGAAGAAAGCCCCACAGAUGCCAUUUUAAAUAUCUUUGCAGACUAUGUAAGUUUCUAUCUUAAUUAUUCUACCAUUAUGCUUGACUACCUUUUGCCCUUUAUGUAAUUCAUUGUUACUUCAAUGUGCAACCAUUAAAAUUUUCUAAAAAAGACUGACUAGUUAGUAUUUCUUGAUAGUGAGCAGAGCACUGUUUUCAUUUUUAAAUGUACCACUAGUUCCAAAUUAGUUCGUGGAUGAUUGAUUCCUCAUAUUUAUUUAUAUGGUAGUAUCUCCUUAUUGAUGUAUUGUGAUGAGGAUUCAUUUA